This is a messenger RNA of Trichomonas vaginalis G3, 366 nucleotides long. RefSeq lists its product as uncharacterized. Lineage: Eukaryota; Parabasalia; Trichomonadida; Trichomonadidae. Bases 1 to 366 code for a protein of 121 amino acids. The transcript has a single exon. The record is from RefSeq and is a predicted model, not a curated record.
AUGACCGACAUAGACCCAGCAGAUGAGGCAAUCUACCUUAUAGAGAUAAAUGAAGUUGUUAAGCAGUACUUGGGCAAGGACAAAGCCAACAAGUCCCUCGGCUUCUGGUUGUCUGGAAGAGGUGCGCUGAAAAUCGAAAUUGAAACCGGAAUUCCAAUUCAAAUACCAGAAAAAACUCCUGUAGACGACAUAAAGGAGAUGAAGAAAGAAGCUCUUCUCAAGUUCUUUGCAAAGCGCCCAUGGAUACAACUUCCAAACAGAGAGAACCCAACUGUACGAAUUGCCCAAAUUCUCAGAGGACUCUUACACUUCUCGGGUCGGGCGUUCUUCAUAAACACAGAGGGCGACAUCGUACCUUUACAGUAA